Messenger RNA from Drosophila takahashii, 687 nucleotides. It is a transcript of the gene COX5A, whose product is annotated as Cytochrome c oxidase subunit 5A. Gene Ontology annotation, biological process: mitochondrial electron transport, cytochrome c to oxygen. Lineage: Eukaryota; Metazoa; Arthropoda; Insecta; Diptera; Drosophilidae. The record is from RefSeq and is a predicted model, not a curated record. Gene Ontology annotation, cellular component: mitochondrial inner membrane.
AAGUGUCAUACGAAAGUAACCCAUCCCUGGUUCUUAGCCAGUGCUGCCAGACCCCACUCACAUCUGUCAUACCCGUGUGAAAAGUAGCAAGAACAAGAAAACAUGUUGAGCAUCACGGCCCGUAACCUGGCAAGCGCCCUCCGCAGCAGCCUCGUCGGCACCUCGUCGCGCGUGGCCGCCGUGCGCAGCCUGCACGGCACCGAGGAAUCGGCGGAGGAGUUCGACAAGCGCUACGAGAAGUACUUCAGCCGCGAGGGCAUCGACGGCUGGGAGAUCCGCAAGGGAAUGAACGAUCUGCUGGGCAUGGAUCUGGUGCCCAGCCCCAAGAUCAUCGAGGCGGGACUACGGGCCACCCGUCGCGUCAACGACAUCGCCUUGGCCAUCAGGUGGCUGGAGGGAUGCAAGGACAAGUGCGGCGACCAGAAGGCCACCCUCUAUCCCUAUUUGCUGGAGAAGAUCACCCCCACGCUGCAGGAGCUGGGCAUCCCCACCAUCGAGGAGCUGGGCUACGACAAGCCCGAGUUGGCCCUGAAGUCCGUGUACGAUGCCUAAAGGAGGAGGAGUAGUUUAAACCCAAAACACAACCAGAAAACAUAAAAUACACAUCCCAAAAAUGUAUGUGGUGCGGAUGAACAUGUUGUUGGAUUGAUAAUAAAUGGAGAUUGGAGUAAGGCUACCACACCAGCA